AUGAGCACGCCGCUGCCGCUGACCACGACCCAGCAAGGUGAGGGGACAGAGAAGCCAGCAGUGAUGGAGACUCCCCUUUGGUUCCCAGAGCCCAACCCUGGGAUGGCCUCGAGUGAGAUGGACAUCGCUGUCAUUGCAGGCGUGGUCGCGGCCGUGGCCUUCGUGCUGCUCGGCCUGCUGCUGCUCAUGCUGCAUUACCUCUAUCGGCACAAAGGCACGUACCACACCAACGAGGCCAAGGGCACGGAGUUCGCCGAGAGCGCGGACGUGGCCCUGCAGGAUGACCCGGCCCUCCGGGACGACGGCGGCGGCAGCAAAAAGGAGUACUUCAUCUGA
Molecule: messenger RNA, 336 nt
Organism: Rangifer tarandus platyrhynchus (Svalbard reindeer)
Lineage: Eukaryota; Metazoa; Chordata; Mammalia; Artiodactyla; Cervidae
Source: the annotation of a GenBank genome assembly